Sitodiplosis mosellana (orange wheat blossom midge) is the source of this 1740-nucleotide messenger RNA. RefSeq lists its product as uncharacterized. Lineage: Eukaryota; Metazoa; Arthropoda; Insecta; Diptera; Cecidomyiidae. The record is from RefSeq and is a predicted model, not a curated record. The coding region runs from base 279 to 1655 and encodes 458 amino acids. The transcript has 2 exons.
AGUUUAUUGAAUCGAAAAAUCAAAGCAAAAUUUUGAAUUAUAUUUAAUUUCGCAUUAAUUGUUUCACAAAUCUGGUAUUUCUCGUCAAAAAAUCGAUUCGGAUCGUGAUUAACGUGUUCAAUCCAAAGUCUACGCAUAAUUUUAAGAGUUUAUUGUACAAUCCAAGUUUGGUUUUCACUGCACAUUGGCACGAAGUUACAGAUAACAUUUCGUAUUGUAUUGUCAUAUCGAAUUGCUGACAUUGCAUCUAUUGAAGUUCCAACCAAGCUAUCAUCACAAUGGCUACACAAAACUCGCCUCACCUGAAUGAACCACCAGCCAAAGCAAGAAAAGUGGACAACCAACCAAAUGCAGUUGCUGUUGCCGCCGACGCUGCCGUCGAAGAACCAACACCACCCAUUUUUAAACUAAUCAACGAUUGCUGUUAUGCAAUUUUCGAUUGGCUGCCACGUAAAGACCUACGCGCUUUCGGCCAAACAUGCAAAUGGGCACAACGAGUUGCUGUCGACGUCUGCAAGAUGAAACAUUCGGCAAAGUACUAUGAAGUUUGGGGAGACUCUGUACCAGAGACCGUCGAUAUCGAAAGCGCACAGAAAAUACGCGUUUGGGGCAUAAAAUUGGAGCCAUAUCGCCAUAUCAAAGCAUAUUUCAAUCAAUCGAUCAAGGAAAUUUAUCUGGUGAAUGCCACUUUGUCCAACGCGAAAGUAAAUUGUCUCAAGAAGGUCUUAUACACUGUUGAAUAUGUAAAAAUGGAUGAUUGCACAAUCAACGGCAAUUUCUACAAAAAGGUUCUCAAAUUUUGUUCAAGUUUGAAGGUUCUGUGUAUUUACGGUUGUCAACUUGGUCGUUCCACCAGACAUCCAAAUGGAUGGUUGACACGAAAGUACCCGACACUCCAACGGUUGGAAGUAAUUCAAACAUUCACACGAAAAGUCGAUGAACUGAAAACAUUCUUUGCACAAAAUCCGAACGUUCGCAGCUUCGCCAUCGAUUCUGUAUCUCUUGGAAAGAAUUUGGACCUGUUCAAAACGACAGACGUAAAAUUGGAUGUGUUGGAAAUUCGGUUUGAUGGAAAUAAGGAUAGUUUGACAGAACUACGUGACAACUUGAACUUUCUUCAUGAAUUUGGAGUCUUUCAGCGAUUGCAUUUGUAUACCAAGCGGGUAUCGGAUAAAGUGGUUUCAUUGAAUGCGCUGGGAAAAUUGGCAGUUGUUUUUUGGUGUGCUGAUGAUUGUGAAAACAUUUCACCUUUUUUGGACAACAUCACAGAGUUGAGCAUCAGAUUCAACGUCGAUGGAUCAACUAUGGAAACAACAGCUCGUAAUCUGGUGAAUCUCGAACGUGUUUAUCUCGGUGCACCAACAUCCGAAGCAAUCGUGUCGUUCAUUCGUCAUUCUGCAAAGCUGAAAAUAAUCAAAGUCGCUUAUAGCUUUCGAAUGUCAAACAACACUGAAGAUGGCCUUGAUCUCGCCGCAUGGAACAAACUACGUGAAAAAUUGACUGAAGCUCGAAAAGUCACAAUGUAUGUUGAAGAAGACGUUUAUUUGGCAACAAAGUGGGCAACGGACAAAACUGACUACAGUUUGAUCGAAUUGAAGCGAGGAAAUUCGUACGAUUGGGACGAAGACUUAUUGUACUUCGACUUCGAUUAUUAAUUUACUAAAUACUUAAUCGUCGCUUUGUAAAAGACUCAUUCAUCAUUUAUGUCAACUAUCCAAAAUAAAAUGUUUCACAAUCAAG